Molecule: messenger RNA, 1541 nt
Organism: Dacryopinax primogenitus
Lineage: Eukaryota; Fungi; Basidiomycota; Dacrymycetes; Dacrymycetales; Dacrymycetaceae
Product: enolase
Exons: 6
Coding region: 50-1393 (447 amino acids)
Biological process (GO): glycolytic process
Cellular component (GO): phosphopyruvate hydratase complex
Molecular function (GO): magnesium ion binding; phosphopyruvate hydratase activity
Source: RefSeq, a predicted model, not a curated record
UCUCUCGCUCUUACCGUCACCUUCACCCCUUUUGCACGAGCUUGAAAACAUGCCGAUCACAGCUAUUAAGGCUCGCCAGAUCUUCGACUCCCGUGGCAACCCCACUGUUGAGGUCGACCUCACCACUGAGCUCGGCAAGUUCCGUGCUGCUGUCCCAUCCGGUGCGUCUACUGGUGUUCACGAGGCCGUCGAGCUUCGUGAUGCCGACAAGGCUAACUACGUCGGCAAGGGUGUGAGCAAGGCUGUCUCCAACGUCAACACUAUCAUCGCUCCCGAGCUGAUCAAGUCGGGCCUCGCUGUCAAGCAGCAGAAGGAGAUCGACGAGUUCCUGAUCAAGCUCGAUGGCACGCCUAACAAGGGCAAGCUCGGGGCGAAUGCCAUCCUUGGUGUUUCCAUCGCCGUCUCGAUGGCUGCUGCUGCUGAGAAGAAAGUCCCACUGUACCAACACCUCGCCGAGCUCGCCGGCGUCGCUCCUCCCUAUAUCAUGCCCGUCCCCUGCUUCAACGUCAUCAACGGUGGUUCCCACGCCGGCAACAAGCUCGCCUUCCAGGAGUUCAUGAUCUGCCCCACCGGCGCCACCUCUUUCGCUGAGGCGAUGAAGAUCGGCACAGAGACCUACCACACCCUGAAGAAGGUCAUCACCAGCAAGUACGGUAUCGAUGCCGCUAACGUCGGUGAUGAGGGUGGGUUCGCACCCAACGUCGCUGGUGCUGAGGAGGCACUCGAGCUCCUCGUCGAGGCCAUCAAGAAGGCCGGCUACGAGGGCAAGGUCAAGAUUGCGCUUGACUCUGCUUCGUCAGAGUUCUACAAGGAUGGCAAGUACGACCUGGAUUUCAAGAACCCCAACUCGAACGAGAAGGACUGGAUUAGCGGCGAACAGCUUGCCAGGCUCUUCAUCGCCGACAUCAAGAAGUACCCCAUUGUCUCCGCUGAGGACCCCUUCGACCAGGAUGACUUUGACUCUUUCGCCCUGCUCACCAAGGAGGCCGGCAUCCAGAUCGUCGGUGAUGACCUGACCGUCACCAACCCUCUCCGCAUCAAGACUGCCAUCGAGAAGAAGGCUUGCAACGGCCUCCUGCUCAAGGUGAACCAGAUCGGCACGGUCACCGAGUCUAUCCAGGCUGCUCAACUCGCUCAGUCUGACGGCUGGGGCGUCAUGGUUUCCCAUCGUUCGGGAGAGACCGAGAACACCUUCAUCGCCGAUCUCGUCGUCGCCCUCGGUGUCGGCCAGAUCAAGACCGGUGCUCCUGCUCGUUCCGAGCGUGUGGCCAAGUACAACCAGCUCCUGCGUAUCGAGGAGGAGAUCACCGAGGUGUCUGGCAAGGCGCCUGAGUACGCUGGCCUGUCUGCCUUUGCGGCGGGUGUGAACCCCCCUGCGCUGCUGAAGAAGUGAAGGAGAAGAUGUGAAAGAGAAGAUGAAUCGAAUGUAAUGUCAAACCAGGUUAGAGAGUAUGCUCGUUGUAUGGAAGAAAUACCGGGUGCUGUGUAGUAGUCAAAAGCAAUGAAAUCUAACGAUGUCCUAGUCUGUUUGAUGAGUGAUU